Hippocampus comes (tiger tail seahorse) is the source of this 1619-nucleotide messenger RNA. RefSeq names its product zinc finger protein 691-like. Bases 82 to 1347 code for a protein of 421 amino acids. Gene Ontology annotation, biological process: attachment of mitotic spindle microtubules to kinetochore. The record is from RefSeq and is a predicted model, not a curated record. NCBI's taxonomy places the organism in Eukaryota, Metazoa, Chordata, Actinopteri, Syngnathiformes, Syngnathidae. The transcript is spliced from 3 exons.
GGGAGAUCGCAAGAAACGCACGGUCCGAUUGGUCAUUCAGAGGCAAGUCGUGACGUCACUGGAACGCCUUCUCGAAGUGCCAUGUCGGUCAUCCAACAGCCUCGAGGGGAAGCGGGCGGCGGCGUGGCCGCCCACCUCCAGUGUCCCCUCUGCGGCAAUUUUGCCAAAAGUCACGCCUAUCAGCUGUCGCACAUCGCCUUCGCCCAUCCCACCUACUUGGACGGCGUGGCGAUGGGUCGCCUCGGCAACGUCGUGAUGUACCAGAGCGGCGUCCAUUUGUUCCAUUGCGCCGAGUGCUUCUUCACCAGCCGCGACUUCAACAAACUCUAUCAGCACAUCAUCGCCAAACACUGCUUGGACGAGGCGGCGGCGGCGGCGGGAGGAGGGGUCGACGCGGAGGACAACGGGAGCGAAAAGGGGGACAAGGAAGCAGACGAGGAAGCGAAGGAAGCAGACGAGGAAGCGAAGGAAGCAGACGAGGAAGCGAAGGAAGCAGAUGAGGAAGUCAAGGAGGAAACGAAGGAAGUCACGAAAGUAGACACGGAUCCGAAGGAAGCCAACGAGGAGGAUGAGGCAACUCCUCCGGGACCCAACGGCGGCGUGGAGGUGAAGGAUGAAGACGGCACCUCUGAGAGGUCGAUCUGCGACGCGGAUGAAAGCGUGUUGCUCUUCGACGGCGACAUGUACCACUGCCUGAUUUGCGGCUGCUGGAAAAACAGGCUGAAAGGUUCGGCCGUCACCCACGUGGUGCGAAAACAUAGCAUCCCCAGGGCAUUCACCUCCCAGAGGAUCAGACUGGAUGACCUCGCUCCAAAUUCCGCCUUUACACCCAAACGGCAUCCGAACGGCGGUGCGGAGGAAGAGGAAGAGGACGGCCUGAGCGCCGACCUUCUGAAAGAAGAAAUGGAGGCGAUGGCCAAAGUGGUCCACUUUCGCUCCAAUCGCUACGUCUGCGUCCUAUGCGGCUGGAAGACCAAAAUGAAAGGUUUUGCCAUCAGUCACGUGGUGCGUUGCCACGCCGUGGAGCGUCCGUACGGCUGCAAAGACUGCACGGCCACGUUCUUCCUGCCCAGCCGACUCCAGCAGCACGUCCGAGCGGCUCACCGGCCGGGACGCUACGCCUGCCCCUUCUGCAGCUUCAGGUCCCACUUCCUGGCUGGCUUCCGGAGGCACUGCAGCCGAUGCACCGCCCGCGAGGAAGGCGAAGGAGGAGUCGGGUUGCUGAUGGGCGAGGAGGGGCGAGGGGCCGUGGUGGUCAAGGAGGAGAGCAAGGAGACCAGGGCAGGCCGGAAGAGAGCGCGGAGGCUGAUUGAAGAGGCGGGGGAUGAAGAUGAGCUCAUGUUCUAACGCGGGGCGAGAAAAGGACUGGACAUAUAGCCCGCCGACAGGCAAAAUUGAUGCAUUACUUAGCCAUCUCUUUUUUUUUUUCUACAAUCAGGUGAUUAAAGUGCAUUUAAUCAUUUUGGAAUCAUUUAUCUCAUUCAAUAAUUGGUUGCAUUUGUGAAGGUAAAGAAAAAAAAAGAAUGGAAUGGAAAUCAAAUGUCAUUCGACAUCACACGUACAGCGCAAUGAAACUCAACGGUUUCAACCCGUCCAAUUGAAUGAAUAAAAAAGAAAAA